Molecule: messenger RNA, 2915 nt
Organism: Mobula hypostoma (lesser devil ray)
Lineage: Eukaryota; Metazoa; Chordata; Chondrichthyes; Myliobatiformes; Myliobatidae
Product: palmitoyltransferase ZDHHC7-like
Exons: 9
Coding region: 720-1637 (305 amino acids)
Biological process (GO): peptidyl-L-cysteine S-palmitoylation; protein targeting to membrane
Cellular component (GO): Golgi apparatus; endoplasmic reticulum
Molecular function (GO): protein-cysteine S-palmitoyltransferase activity
Source: RefSeq, a predicted model, not a curated record
CGGAGAGGAGUUUCCUAGCACAGGGAGGAGGGGGGAAGAUUAAAAAAAAUGGGAAACUCUUGUCGAAAGCGGCUGUGUUUGUUUUAACGUUGCUUCUAUUUCAACUCAUUUCCUGCUGCGGCAUUUCAAGCUGACAGUGCGUUUCCUGCUGCCUAACACAACAUCGCUGAUUCAACCACUGGACUGGUGUGAUCCACAUUCAAGGCGUACCUAUUUUUUUUAUGGCGAACUAUCUCUCAGAGGCUGCAAGCAACAGACGAUUUUGAAAAUCCCGGGAGUUUACCAACGGUGAGGGAAUGGUGGAAGUCGGAACACUUGGCACAAAUGGCGAUGGACAUGGACCCAAGUUUAGAACAGAGUCAGCAUUUCAGUCGUUCCCUGCCAUCAACCCUUCUUCCCUACAAGCAAAUUUAUGCUGAAAAACAAAAUGCUGCCAAGCAAACAACCCUCACCACUUUAUUCAAAUCGCUGUAAUCUUCUGUUGCCGGCAGUUCUAAGAGUUCUGUGAGUCUUCCUUCACCCCUUGCUGUGCUUGAUAUUAUCCUGACGACCACAACCAUCCACCUUAUCCGUGUAAAGCUGCCCGACACCACAACAACCACUCAUCUCCCGGAGCGAACACACCUGCCACUGUUGGUUUCCGACUAAUUUAAUAAAGCAGUUUGAUUGGAAGCAACUUAAUGGAAAAACUUGAAACUUUUAGAUGAGACUGACAGAUCAUGCAGUCAACAGGGCACCGAUUCCGGGAUGUUGAGCAUCAUCCUUUGCUGAGUUCCGAAGAUGACUUUGAAUGCUCACCUGCCAAUGUGGAGACGGUGGAUCGGAUCUGGUUUAUCCGAGAUGGAUGUGGAAUGAUUUGCGCUGUCAUAACUUGGCUUCUGGUUUUAUAUGCUGACUUUGUGGUGACUUUUGUAAUGCUGCUGCCUCCCAAAGACUACUGGUACUCGCUGAUAAAUGGCAUUGUUUUUAACGGUCUGGCAGUGCUCGCUCUUUCAUCCCAUCUGAGAACAAUGUUAACAGAUCCAGGUGCUGUGCCUAAAGGCAAUGCCACAAAAGAGUAUAUGGAGAGUCUGCAGCUGAAGCCAGGGGAAGUAAUCUAUAAGUGCCCAAAAUGUUGCAGUAUUAAGCCAGAGCGAGCUCACCAUUGCAGUAUUUGUAAAAGAUGCAUCCGGAAAAUGGACCACCAUUGUCCUUGGGUGAACAACUGCGUUGGAGAGAAUAAUCAAAAGUUCUUUGUACUCUUCACUAUGUACAUAGCACUGAUUUCAGUCCAUGCACUGAUACUGUGUGGCUUCCAGUUCUUCUUCUGUAUCAGAGCACAGUGGAGUGAAUGCAGUGGCUUCUCACCUCCUGUAACUGUAAUCUUAAUCAUAUUUUUGUGCCUUGAGGGACUUCUGUUUCUCACGUUCACCUCAGUAAUGUUUGGCACACAACUUCAUUCAAUAUGCAAUGAUGAAACAGAAAUUGAACGGUUAAAAAAUGAAAAGCCUACAUGGGAAAGGAAGCUACGAUGGGAAGGAAUGAAGAAUGUUUUUGGAGGACAACCUUCGUUUCUAUGGAUUAAUCCUUUCUCAGGCAUUAGAAUAAGGCGACUCCUUCCUAGACCGAUAAAGGGAGGACCAGAAUUUGCUGUUUAAGAAAAACUUUUCUGAGAAAGUAGUCUUUCUAAUAUUAAAAUUAGCACAACAAGACUUCAUUCUUUUCCACAGUCUGCCUUUAAGGUACUAUGGAUUAAAUAACUGCUGCCUGUUAACAUUGCACAUAGUAACCUAAUUCUGAGCAAAUCUCAUGAAGUCUGGAACUAGUGAACUGACAGAAAGCUCCAUCGGCCAUCAUACGAAUGGAUUGGAAAGAUCAAACUGUAGCUUUGAAUGGACAGUUAGACAUCCUAAAUCUACUGUACAAAGUUGCUCAUUUUGUAAUAUUGCAUCAAUGUACUAUUUGUGACAUAAUCACAAAAUAUUUGGGUGUAAACCACAAUGAAAUUGAUGUCAUUUUAGUAAUAUUGCUUAAGAAUGUUCUUAACAUAAAAUUUGUCCAUUUAAUCAUUUUCAAUCCAUUUAGCAUUCAUGAAAAUACGUUUCAGGUUCCAUACUUAAAACUGUUAAAUGAGAUAAAACAUCAGUUGGCAUUGAAUAAUUUCUUUAUCUGUUUUAUAUUUUUAUAUGUAUAUAAAAAGAACUCUAAAGAAGGGGAAACUUUAUUUUUUCAGUUCAUGUAUAUUUGUGUUUUUUUUUAUUUCAUGAAAGCUUUUUCCCUUUGACUGUGGUAUGGGUGUGCACUGUUACAACUCAAAAGUUUACCUUGAACGUAACUACGUUUUCACUUCUAUUUAUUUCUUUGUUAAAAUACAAAGAUGAAUUGUAAGUGUAAGAUUGUUGAUGCUUCUGAAAUUGAAAUGAACUAUCUUCAUUACAAAUCAUCUCAUUAGUUUAAUGUAGAAUGAUUGCUCAGUAUAUGGAAUAGAAUAAAAUCUAUUGUUUCUAAUUAUCUGAAACGUAAAAUUUGGUUGAAACCAACAUAGAUGCAAUGAUUUACAGUAAUUUCAUUGUUGCAGAACCUUGUGUUCAUGUACAGUUCAACUUCGAUACGACUUAUUGUGAUGAGGUGGAUGAAAUAUGCUUUCUGCAGUCUAGAUCAGCAGAAAGUAUAAUCCUGUCAACUAGUAGGCUGUAUUAAUUUUUCAGCUGACUUAAAUCCUUCAACCCUCAAAGAAACUUAUCAGAACUCAGCUGAUAGAAAGUAAAUGUUAAUGUUUGAUUUCUGCUCCUAAGGUAAAGCAUCUAGUAUAUAACCUACUCCCCAUAUGAUAUGAUGUAUUGAACAAGUAUACAAAGGUGCAAGCAUUACACUAACAGAAUGUAGUGACAGUUUGAGCAUUAAAUGUCAAUUGAAUGUAACUUAUGAUUUAAGAG